ACGGGCAUAGAGAAUCAGCGAGCGGUAAAGAAAGAAACAUAAAUAAAGAGAAUCAGCGAUACGAUACGCCGCCAAUCCGCUUCCGCUGCCAUCGCGAGCCUGCUUGGGUGCGCAGAGGAGUCUCGUCCGGCGCGUUCACCCUUCCUCCUCAUCUAUUUUUUCUUCCCCCGUUCCCUCCUCUCUUUCUUCUCUGUUGGUCUUCCUUUCCUGGCGGCGACAACAGGAGGGGCGAGGGGCCGCGCCAUUCUCCACGUCUUCGCGGGACCCUUUGCCGGCGACCAGAGUAACUUUGAGCAAUGGGCACGUCUGUGGAUGCUCCAGCGGUUGUGGCUGAGGAGGUCACUGAUAACAUGUUGGGUGGCAAGAAAGUUACUGUUGUAUUUGUGCUAGGUGGUCCUGGAAGUGGAAAAGGCACACAGUGUACCAACAUUGUGGAACACUUUGGAUUCACCCAUCUUAGUGCUGGAGAUCUUUUGCGUGCAGAGAUAAAAUCCGGCUCUGAGAAUGGAACCAUGAUUGAGACCAUGAUAAAGGAGGGAAAAAUUGUUCCAUCAGAAGUAACUAUAAAGCUGUUGCAGGAGGCCAUGAUAAAAAGUGAAAAUGACAAAUUUCUGAUAGAUGGAUUUCCAAGGAACGAAGAGAAUCGUUCUGCAUUCGAGAAUGUUACAAAAAUUUCUCCAGCAUUUGUGCUAUUCUUUGAUUGUACUGAGGAAGAGAUGGAAAAACGUCUUCUGGGGCGCAAUCAGGGAAGAGUUGAUGAUAAUAUUGAAACUAUCAGGAAAAGAUUCAAAGUUUUUGUUGAAUCAAGUUUGCCAGUCAUUGAGUAUUAUAGUUCAAAGGACAAGGUCAAGAAGAUUGAUGCUGCAAAACCAAUUCCUGAGGUGUUCGAAGACGUCACGGCCAUUUUUGCCCCAUAUGCUCCAAAGGUUUAAAUAGAGCGAUACAAGGAACGCUGUCGAGGUGAUAGAAUGUGCCAUAAUUAUAUACCCUUGGCCUAAAAAUUUUCUUCUGGUUCCUGUGGCCAUGAGAUACUCAUAUAAUCUUCAUUAUCUUUUCCAGGCACCGAACAAGUGUGACUACAUAUCUGUGAUUAUAAACCUUUUUAAUAUAGAAGAGAAGUUUUAGUUCCUAUGAGCUACUCCCUCCAUCUCAAAUUACUAUACGUUUUGGUUUUUCUAAAUAUAUACUUAUGUCUAGAUACAUAGCAAAAAUGAUGUAUUUAGGAAAGCCAAAACGAAUAGUAAUAUGGGACGGAGGGAGUACCAGCAUAUCAGUAGGCAAUUCAUUUUGUUACCAGCAAUAAGUAGAUCUAACUCCCAGUAUUCCUGCUAGAGUAACAUUUUACCAAUGGCGUUGGUGUAUCCUUUAAUAUUGUUGUUCUAAUCUGUAAUUUUAGUAUUUUACUGCAUGGGCGAUCAAACCUUGUGACAUUACCGAAAUUAAAAUUGAUGUCAUAUUUUUAUAAGCAA
This is a messenger RNA of Setaria italica (foxtail millet), 1469 nucleotides long. RefSeq names its product UMP-CMP kinase 4. The transcript has 9 exons. Gene Ontology annotation, molecular function: UMP kinase activity; ATP binding. NCBI's taxonomy places the organism in Eukaryota, Viridiplantae, Streptophyta, Magnoliopsida, Poales, Poaceae. Gene Ontology annotation, cellular component: nucleus; cytoplasm. Bases 297 to 932 code for a protein of 211 amino acids. The record is from RefSeq and is a predicted model, not a curated record. Gene Ontology annotation, biological process: CDP biosynthetic process; UDP biosynthetic process; 'de novo' pyrimidine nucleobase biosynthetic process.